Messenger RNA from Prorocentrum cordatum, 1326 nucleotides. The record is from the annotation of a GenBank genome assembly. Lineage: Eukaryota; Dinophyceae; Prorocentrales; Prorocentraceae.
AAUGUCAAUGACUGCCCUGGGUGCCUUCGAGAUAGCGCCCAAGACGUUGCAAGAUGCCUCCGAGGGGGUCUCAAAACUAUUUUGGCUCAAGCCGCGAUACGGGCGAGCAUAUUCCCGAUUUACAGCUUCUGGUCAGGUUUGCGCUUCCCCACCAGCUCUCCUGCACGCGAUGACGUCCACCAAUGAGCUCAAGGAGCUGAAGCAGAACAUGUCGCCGAUCGUCGCCUGCUGCUGCUACGAGCUGUCCUGCACUGCCAGCCAGGCCAUGGACCCGCCGCUCAUGGGCUCCUUCAAGGUUUGCUGCUGCGCGGGAUCCAUCGCGCUCGAGUGCUGCUGCAUCAGCUGCGAGCCCGACCCCUGCUGGUCCGAGGAGCGCGGCUGUUGCGAGAUCGCGGCCAAGAUGCUCUGCUGCUACACGGAGACGCAGUUCCCCCCCGGCAAGGACAUCGGAUGCGGUUGCUGCGGCAUUGCAUUCUGCCGCACGAGCGACGACGCGCCUCCGGCCGAGGAGUGAGGGGCCCUGACUGGGGCAGCUUGUUAUGCGCACGCAUCGUUUGAUGCGACGGUGUAAUCUCGUCCGGCGCUUCCCCAGCAAGAGCAAGAGAGGGUUCGCAAAGACGAGUUGCUCGCAGUUGCUGUGCGGGCGUUGGCCUCUUCUGAACUGCUUGUCCGCAGCAAAGGUGCUUGUCUGCGAGUAAAAAAAAGGAGAGCCCCAGGGGGCCACGAGGAGAUCCCAAGAGCGCCUCUCAAGAGGGCCCCAAGAACGCCCCCAAGCCAGCGCAAGCCCCCCAAGACGGUCCCUCGGGGAACCCCUCCGUAGCCAGUUUGACGCGAUGACGUCCACCGAUGAGCUCAAGGAGCUGAAGCAGAACAUGUCGCCGUUCGUCGCCUGCUGCUGCUACGAGCUGUCCUGCACUUCCAGCUAGGCGAUGAAUCCGCCGCUCAUGGGCUCCUUCAAGGUUUGCUGCUGCGCGGGAUCUAUUGCUCUCGAGUGCUGCUGCAUCAGUUGCGAGCCAGACCCCUGCUGGUCCGAGGAGCGUGGCAUUUGCGAGAUUGCGAGCAAGCUCUUCUGCUGCUACACGGAGGUGCAACUCCCCCCGGGCAAGGAUAUCGGAUGCGGUUGUUUCGGCGUUGCAUUCUGCCGCUCGAGCGACGACGCGCCGCCAGCCGAGGAAUGAGGGGUCCCGCUUCGGGGCGCUUCUUAUGCACCCGCGCAAACCUUUAGAUCUUACGGUGUGACCGCACUCAGAGAUCCUUUUGCGAUUGUUGUGGGGAUACAGGGCUCUUCUGAAUUCUGCCGGCAGCAAAUAAUCUUGGUCUCGAGAA